Molecule: messenger RNA, 618 nt
Organism: Triticum dicoccoides
Lineage: Eukaryota; Viridiplantae; Streptophyta; Magnoliopsida; Poales; Poaceae
Product: male-cone protein 1-like
Exons: 1
Coding region: 97-420 (107 amino acids)
Biological process (GO): systemic acquired resistance
Molecular function (GO): fatty acid binding
Source: RefSeq, a predicted model, not a curated record
AACGUGACACACACCCAGACAAUCAACGGCCCCCCACGCACGCACACAUCAAGCGCAGCUGAUCCCCCAGUUGAUCGAUCCGGCAGCUAGCUAGCCAUGGCCAUGGCCGGGAGGAAGGUGACGACGAGCAGCGCCAGCGUCGCCGCAGCGCUGGUGGCGCUGCUGAUCGUGGCGGCGGCGUCGGGCGCGGCCGGGAUUCAUGUGUGCAACGUGGACACGGGGAGCAUGCUGAACAACUGCAGGUCCUACUGCUCGGUGGGCAGCAACGAGGCCAGCCCCAGCGGCGCGUGCUGCGGCGCGGUGCGCGGCGCCAACUUCAAGUGCCUCUGCAAGUACAAGGGCUUCCUGCCCAAGGACAUCGACGCCAACCGCGCCAUGCAGAUCCCCGCCAAGUGCGGCUACGGGCCGGCCUCCUGCUAGUCACCCACUACCAACAGCUUGCUACCAACUUUCACUCGUUCGUAGGAGUGUACGUACGUAGGUUGAUCUGAUGUGCGUGCAUGCUUUGUGUUGGCCAUGCAUGCUACUACCUUUGUAUCCUCUUCCGCUUUUCCUAAGUCAUGUUGCUGUCUGUCCACAACUAUGUGGCAGAAAUAAAACUUAUUUCCCGCGUCUUUC